AUGGCUAAGAAAACGGCAAUGCUGAAGAUUCAGUUGAUAAUCGCAUCAUUGGUAGUUGCAGUGAGUACUGCUAUGACAGUUUGGUCAGUAGUCACGUAUAAUCCGAAUUAUCGUGGCGUGGGCACGUAUUUUUCCGGCAACUGCUCCAGAGCGAGCAUGCUGAACAGUGUUAUUCAUGCAGCAAUGAAUAUCCUUUCCAGUCUACUCCUUAGCUCCGGAAACUAUUGCAUGCAGUUGCUUGUCUCGCCUAGUCGAUAUGAGAUAGACAAGGCACAUUCGAGGGGAAUAUCGCUAAGAAUCGGCGUUCCUAACGUUACAAACCUGCGGCACAUUUCUCGUGGUAGAGUGGUUGGAUGGUUGUCUCUUGGCGUCACAGCAGCUCUUUUACAUUUCGUUUGGAACUCGGUCAUAUUCACGUCAUUGCCUAUAGUGUCAAUCCCACGCGCCUUAGCCACAGCUGAUUUCCAAGCGGCACCAGAUAACUGGACCACCAGCGACCCCUUACCACAACGUUGGUGGUGGAAUUUUCCAUCCGGUGACAGAUGGGGUACCGUCAAAUACGAUCUAGCGCCAGUUUAUACCAUGAAAACGAAUGCAGCGAAUUUAACGCGGUUAGACCCUAAAGAAUGUGUCAACGAAUACUUGAAUCCGUUGAAGUCCACAAGAGCUGUCUUGGUCGUUGCUCAGAAUAUUACAGCCGAACAAAACAAUGGUUCAUCCUUACUCGAUGGUUGGAUGAGUGGAUGGGACUACUGGGACGCUGGUAACUACUGGUUAUGCUCGGCAUAUGACUCGGGAGCGUAUACAAAAGCAUGCAACUUAGAAUGGGCUAAUACGCUGGAUGAUGGUUGGGUAGUGGGGAAGUCUGCUGGAUUUCCAAACAUCCUCGUUGAUCAUUGUUUGGUUGGCGACGAGGGUAACAAUGAGGAAAGAUGCGGGCUUCAUUACAGCUUGCAUAUUAUGGUUAUCGUUUGCAUCUGCUCUUCUCUGCAGUGCUUGCUCGUCCUUUGGACAAACCUAUCCUUUCGCAAAUAUAACGCAUCCGGGGAAAAUGGAAGACGUCGACGUGUUAUGAUUACCAUCGGCGACGCGAUCGCUGAUUUUCUACAUGAGCCCAGUACCGAAACUAACGAAGAAUGCGAAGGCCAAAAGGGUCUGAACACCGCGAAAGGAGACUUCUACCAACUUCGCCUAACGCAAUGGAACGAAUAUCAAAGUUACUGGUUCACAGCUGUCAGUAUUCGGACUUGGACAGUAGCACUUAUUCUCUUCAGUAUUGGCCUAGCAGUGCCUUCCGGGCUCAUUGGAGAGUAUAUUGACAGACUCAAAAGUGAGGGCAUGAGUCUAUCAUUUUUUGACAUAUGGGGGUUGGGAUUCGAGGUCAAUCCAUCGAUGAUAGGCCACUCUUUUUGGAAAUCCCAAGGCGAGGGGGGUGUAGACCUGAUUGGAAACGUCCUCGUUGCCAACUUGCCCCAGGUGAUAGUGAGCUUCAUAUACCUCUUCUACAAUUCCAUCUUGACAAGGCAGUUGGUGGCGGACGAAUGGACUCGCUUUACCCGGCCCGAGGGGAAGAAACCCCUCCGCGUGACCUCGCCUGUAGGCAUGCAGAGGUCUUCAUACUUCCUUUCUUUGCCUCUGAAAUACUCCAUCUUGCUUAUGAUGGGUUCCAUUCUAUUACAUUGGUUCAUAUCGCAGGGAAUAUUCGUUGUGCAGACCAGCUACUUCGGUCCGGGAGCUAAUGGCGAGCGACAUUCGGAGUUCGAUGUCUCUGCUAGAGGAUAUUCCGCUUUAGGGGUCCUCUUGGCUAUCACCUUAGGAGCAAUCUUAGUGCUGGUUCUCAUGGUUAAUAGCUUUGCCAGGAAAUUUCGGGAUAUUCCAGCUGGCUUCCAGCUAAUAGGGAUGAGCAGUUCCGGUAUUAGUCUAAUGUGCCAGCGGCCAGAAGGGGAUUCGGAUGCUCAUCUAUUUCCUGUCAGGAUAGGUGUCGUGUCUGAGGGUGAGAGUAAGAACGGUGAGGAAGAAAUAACAAAAGUCAAAGAGGGCCGGAUAGUUUUUUCAACUGCUAUCGACCUUGAACAACCAAAGGCUGGAUCGUGGUACUUACUACCCACUCUAACAACAUCAGGAAAACGGGCAAGUCGCAUAUUUUUCAAGUGGUAG
This is a messenger RNA of Daldinia vernicosa, 2157 nucleotides long. RefSeq lists its product as uncharacterized. The record is from RefSeq and is a predicted model, not a curated record. NCBI's taxonomy places the organism in Eukaryota, Fungi, Ascomycota, Sordariomycetes, Xylariales, Hypoxylaceae. The coding region runs from base 1 to 2157 and encodes 718 amino acids. The transcript is spliced from 3 exons.